This is a messenger RNA of Sardina pilchardus (European sardine), 5247 nucleotides long. It is a transcript of the gene ctnna1, whose product is annotated as catenin (cadherin-associated protein), alpha 1. The record is from RefSeq and is a predicted model, not a curated record. The transcript has 19 exons. Gene Ontology annotation, molecular function: cadherin binding; actin filament binding; structural molecule activity. Lineage: Eukaryota; Metazoa; Chordata; Actinopteri; Clupeiformes; Clupeidae. Gene Ontology annotation, cellular component: adherens junction; actin cytoskeleton; catenin complex. The coding region runs from base 261 to 2981 and encodes 906 amino acids. Gene Ontology annotation, biological process: cell-cell adhesion; cell migration.
CUGUGUCAGCCGCUUAUCCGCCAUUCCAGGAAGCCGUCCCGUCUCCCCCCUCCCUUUCUCCAUAGAAAACCAAAGAGAGGGUGAAACUUGUAGCUGCCGAAGUUGCGGAGCCGAAACCACGAGCUGAAGCUUGAGGACGUACAGGGUUUUCAAACUUUUGACUAAACCACUGAAUUCCUCGGACACCAUUCCACCAUUUUGAAACGCUAAUUUACACCCAACUUCCCAAGUGGAUACUCUUGUUUUGAAAGUCCGCAAACAUGAGUACUAUUAACACGCCCAACAUCACCUUCAAAUGGGACCCCAAGAGUCUGGAAAUCCGGACUCUGGCUGUGGAACGUCUGCUGGAGCCAUUGGUGACCCAGGUCACGACCUUGGUAAACUCCAGCAACAAGGGACCAUCUAACAAGAAGAAGGGCCGUUCGAAGAAGGCCCACGUGCUGGCCGCCUCUGUGGAGACCGCCACACUGAAUUUCCUGGAGAAAGGAGACAAGAUCGCCAAGGAGAGCCAGUUUCUGAAAGACGAGCUCACCGCCGCUGUGGAGGAUGUCCGCAAGCAAGGAGAGUCCAUGAAGCAGGCGUCUGGAGAGUUCGCCGAGGACCCGUGCUCGUCGAUGAAGCGGGGCAACAUGGUGCGGGCGGCUCGCGCCCUCCUCUCGGCCGUCACCCACCUGCUGGUGCUGGCAGACAUGGCCGACGUCUACCGCCUCCUGAUGCAGCUCAAGCUGGUGGAGGAGAAUAUCGCUAAGGUGCGUAACGCCGGGACUGAGCAGGAACUUGGCAUCCAGUACAAGGCCCUGAAGCCAGAGGUGGACAAACUCAAUCUGAUGGCAGCCAAGAGGCAGCAGGAGCUGAAGGACGUGCAGCACAAGGACCAGAUGGCGGCGGCGCGCGGCGUGCUGCAGAGGAACGUGCCCAUGCUCUACACGGCCUCCGUCGCCUGCCUGCAGCACCCGGACGUGGCGGCCUACAAGGCCAACCGCGACCUCAUCUACAAGCAGCUGCAGCACGCCGUCACCGGCAUCUCCAACGCCGCGCAGGCCACCGCCAGCGAGGACUCCGCGCUCGGCCACACCGCCGGCGGCGGGGAGCUCGCGUACGCACUCAACAACUUUGACAAGCAGAUCAUCGUGGACCCGCUGAGCUUCAGCGAGGAGCGCUUCCGCCCCUCUCUGGAGGAGCGUCUGGAGAGCAUCAUCAGUGGCGCCGCCCUCAUGGCCGACUCUUCCUGCACGCGUGACGACCGCCGCGAGCGCAUCGUGGCCGAGUGCAACUCUGUGCGCCAGGCUCUGCAGGACUUGCUCUCCGAGUACAUGGGCAACGCUGGGCGGAAGGACAAGAGUGAUGCCCUGAACACGGCCAUCGACAGGAUGACAAAGAAGACCCGUGACCUGCGCAGACAGCUGAGAAAGGCGGUCAUGGACCACGUGUCCGACUCCUUCCUGGAGACCAACGUGCCGCUCCUGGUCCUCAUCGAGGCGGCCAAGAACGGCAACGAGAAGGAAGUGAAGGAGUAUGCCCAAGUGUUCCGUGAGCACGCCAACAAGCUCAUUGAGGUGGCCAACCUGGCAUGUUCCAUCUCCAAUAAUGAGGAGGGAGUGAAGCUGGUCCGCAUGGCCGCAUCGCAGCUGGAGACCCUCUGCCCCCAGGUGAUUAAUGCAGCACUGGCCCUGGCUGCCAAGCCCAACAGCAAGGUGGCCCAGGAUAACAUGGACCUCUUUAAAGAGCAGUGGGAGAAGCAAGUGCGCGUGCUCACCGACGCCGUGGACGACAUCACCUCCAUCGACGACUUCCUCAGUGUCUCAGAGAACCACAUCUUGGAGGACGUGAACAAGUGCGUGAUCGCGCUGCAGGAGAAGGACGUGGACGGGCUGGACCGCACCGCCGGCGCCAUCCGAGGCCGCGCCGCCCGCGUCGUGCACGUGGUCACCUCGGAGAUGGACAACUACGAGCCGGGCGUGUACACCGAGAAGGUUCUGGAAGCCACCAAGCUGCUGACGGACACCGUGAUGCCUCGUUUCACCGAGCAAGUGGAGGCGGCCGUGGAAGCCCUGAGCGCCAACCCGACCCUGCCGGUGGACGAGAACGAGUUCAUCGACGCCUCGCGCUUGGUCUACGACGGCGUGCGUGACAUCAGGAAGGCUGUCCUCAUGAUCAGGACCCCCGAGGAGCUGGACGACUCGGACUUUGAGACGGAGGACUUUGAUACGCACAGCAGGACCAGCAGGCAGACGGACGACGACCAGCUCAUUGCCGGCCAGAGCGCCAGGGCCAUCAUGGCACAGCUGCCUCAGGAGCAGAAAGCCAAGAUCGCCGAGCAGGUGGCCAGCUUCCAGGAGGAGAAGAGCAAGCUGGAUGCCGAGGUGUCCAAGUGGGACGACAGCGGCAACGACAUCAUCGUGCUGGCCAAGCAGAUGUGCAUGAUCAUGAUGGAGAUGACCGACUUCACCAGGGGGAAGGGCCCGCUGAAGAACACCUCGGAUGUGAUCAGCGCCGCAAAGAAGAUCGCCGAGGCCGGCUCCAGAAUGGACAAGUUGGGCCGUACCAUUGCCGACCAAUGUCCAGACUCUACUUGCAAGCAGGACCUGCUGGCCUACCUACAGCGCAUCGCCCUCUACUGCCACCAGCUUAACAUCUGCAGCAAGGUCAAGGCUGAGGUGCAGAACCUGGGAGGAGAGCUCGUGGUCUCUGGGCUGGACAGCGCCAUGUCCCUGAUCCAGGCGGCCAAGAACCUGAUGAACAGCGUGGUGUCGACGGUCAAGGCGUCCUACGUGGCCUCCACCAAGUACCAGCGGCAGCAGGGCAUGCAGAACCUCAACAUGCCCGCCGUCUCCUGGAAGAUGAAAGCCCCCGAGAAGAAGCCCCUGGUCAAGCGCGAGAAGGAGGACAACCAGACCAACAAGGUGCGCCGCUCCUCGCACAAGAAGCACAUCAACCCCGUGCAGGCCCUCAGCGAGUUCAAAGCCAUGGAUAGCAUCUAAGGGUGGAGGUAAAAAAAGAAUAAUUAAAAAAAAAAGAGGGAGCCUGUUAGCUGUGUUAUGAGGGUUAGAAUGGCGUGUGUAUUCACCACUCUUUAAUGUUUGUUGCUCCCAGCGUAGAUGUUGGGAUUUGUUUUGUUUUGAUUUUUUGUUCCUUUUUUUUUUAAUAUAUAUAUAUAGGGGAUGCAUAUAUGCUUUUGAAAGCAUUCAUUUAGCUUAGAAAGUAACAGUUGCUUUUUCCCCUGAAAAUGUGUAUAUUUAUUCACUCUGAAAUCCUUCUGCUAUACUCAAUCUGUAAAUGAAAACUCUCCUCAAUGGAAGCAAUAAGGAAAUGGCAACUGGACUAAGGGCAUUUUAUGGUAUUAAAAGAGGGGAAAGGAGGGUCUUCUUGUACCUUCAGAUCAAGAUUCUUCUUUCAUGCAUCUCUGAGUGUUUUAUAAUCUAGUGUGUGUGUGUGUGCGUAUAAGAAUUAUAUUUGAGGUGCUCUUUUUAUAUUGCCUCUAGAAACUUUAUUUGAUAUGGCACCAUCUAGUCUCUGAUCCAAUUUGUGGUAUUAAAUGUCAUGCCUAUGCAAGCUCUAAGCUGCCUUUUGCGCUCUCCAGCAAUAAUAAGUGUAGUUAUGUUGUAGAGUGUGCGAGGCCUUUUAGGGAACAGGUAUUUCUUUUACUUUGUUUAGCGCUCAGACCAAAGUGCUUUUUUUUCCAUAAUGUUCUCCUCUGAUAUCUAAUUAACUUUUGAUAUAUUCAUACUUGGGUGUGUUUGUUUGAGAUCUAACAUCUUAUUUUAUAACAUGCCAAAAAAAAAGUACAUUAACCACAGGGCUCCGGAUUUGGAAACAUUCUAGUCUGACUAAUCUGUUAAAUCUAAUCUGACUUCAUUUGUCAAGUUAUCUGUAUUUGUUGAUUGCAGUUUAGCUGGUUCACAAUAUAGGUAGCGAACACACAUUCCCGAGUGCUGGAAAAAGAAAACACACUAUUAUCCAGGUUUUUCAUUGUGUUUUGAGGAGUGAAUAAGUGAUUCUCUGUGUGGCAGCAGGAUAUCCCUCUCCCUAACCCCCCUGUUCCUAUGCAUACACAUGGAUACUGUACACCCCCCUAAACUCGAUUCUAAUGCAUUCUUUGACUACAUUAAUCAGCGCUCUUAUCUUGACAAGGGCAUCAUGGGAAGUGUAGUCCUGGAAUCAUGUCCUUCAACGGCCAAGAUUAGCCCAAUAGCCCUAUAGUCAGGACUCCUGUCUUCUACCCGACCCACUUUUUUUUUUUUGCUCUAUUCCCUAAGCAGUCAAGCACCAUUGAACGCAAAUGAGAGCAGCCACCCUACACAUCCUAAACGAUCUGCCAAACCAUGAGAUCAAUAUUCCCUCGUGUCAGUCCCACGGGGUAGACUGGCUGCUUUGUGGCAAUGCUCCAUACUGUAACAGGCAGAUCUAAAACACAUUCCCCUUCUCUGCCGAACACUUUGAUUCCUUUUUCUAGUUUCUAUUUUUUUUUUUUCUAAUGUCAUUCAAGCAUCUCUUUCUUUAAAGAAAUGUAAUUUCUAUGUUCUUUUUGCAAGAUUGUUCCUGUAGGGAUCCCCGCUUGAUUGAGCUGUUCAUAGAAGUGUGGAUUUUCUUUUUCUUUUUUUUUUUUGUAAUGCAAAGUUAAGGAGUUUAGUGUAGCUGGGCCCUCUGAGGCCCAAUGCAGUGGGUGGUGGUGCAGUUGCUGACUUGUUCCCAACAUUCGGACAAGCCAUGCGUGCGUCAUCUGUAUGCACGGAAGUGCACACACCAGAGGCCUUUGAAGCAACGCCACUCAGAAGCCCAGGUCGCUGCCAGAGACCGCAGCCUUCUUUCGGAUGUCUAUAAACAAUUAAGAGGGCAGGUCAGUGGAGAGCCCAGGACAGAUGGUCUGAAGGCUGUUUUUUUGUUUUUGUUUGUUUGUUUGUUAGUUUAUUUUUUGCUUUGUUAUUUUCCUUGUGUUUUUGUGUUCUAUUUGGGAUUUGUUUUUUUUGUUGUUGUUGUCGUCAUUAUUCAAACAUGUCCUGUUUCCUAUUGACUCCUCACAAUCUAUUCUGGAAAUCACUAAGUUCAUUUCUCAUUCAUUUUUUAUUGUUUUUUUUUUUCUUUUUCACUGACUGCUGUGGUGAUCUCAUAAAGAGGCGUACUUGUUGUAGUUUAAGAGCUUUCUGUAAUAGUUUGAUUGGGAUUUGACUAAAUACUGCACACUUUUUACAAUUACAUGUAUUUUCUUUAUGUAAAAAAAAGAAAUAAAAAACACUAAAAUGGAACAAA